This is a messenger RNA of Adineta ricciae, 501 nucleotides long. The record is from the annotation of a GenBank genome assembly. NCBI's taxonomy places the organism in Eukaryota, Metazoa, Rotifera, Eurotatoria, Adinetida, Adinetidae.
AUGAUGAUUUUAAUUUUAUUUAAUAAAAAACAAUCAUGGACAUUUGAAGAAAUUCAUCAUGAAACUGAUAUCGAUGAAGAUGAUAUGAAAAAAGCAUUGUUUCCAUUAUAUUAUCAGAAAAAUAUUCUUCUCAAAGAUUCCAAUAAGAAAAACAUUGAAUCGACUGAUCGAUUUUCUGUUAAUGAAUCAUUUUCAUCGAAUCAUCGUUUUGUGAAAAUUCAUUCGUUGAAAGUCAAAUUUGCAAAUAAAAUCCAAUGUAAAGACAUUCAGAAGAAAAUCAAUGAUCAUCAUGAAUGGCAAAUUCGAGCUGCAAUUGUCAGAAUUAUGAAAUCUUUUCAAAUAAUGACACAUCAACAACUUAUUACACGAAUAACUGAAGAAUUCGAAUCUCGUUUUAUUCCAUCUUUAAUUAUCAUAAAACGAGAAAUCGAACAAUUAAUCGAAACAGAUUAUAUCGAACGAUCACAAGAUGAUCUACAAAAAUACAUUUACAAGACUUAA